ACAGUGUCUGUGAGCGACCCCACAGCUCCAUAGAUCGGACGGUGUACCUGAUUGAUGCUGCAAAUUCUGCAACAGGAAUACCUCGCAAAUGAAGCUUGGAAAAGCCGGGUGAAUCUAAGUUUGGCUAGACAGGCAUCAUUCAGGCAUCUCCGGAGGGUCUGGUUGCCAGCCUGAGAGCCGCUUCAGGACAGCAACCUUACUAUCAGGCACGUAAAGAGCGUCAAUCUUGUUUGGACAGACAUAGCAAGAUCUGUGAGGACCACAAUUACGCCGUUAGGCCUCUGUCACCGACGGAGACGCGGCAAAGAUACCGUACACUCACAAACAUGGGUGGCUCCGAAAAUGCAUAUGAACCCUGUGUUUGUUACAACAUUCGCCCACAUUCCGAAUCCUGCUCAGUCAAGCAUCAACAUCAUGAGCGAUCGCCACAACUACACAUUCCUCCCUAAUCCGCCUCCGCGCGGUACCCAAUGGCUACCUAACGGUCAGCAGCCCCCUCGCCAAUCAUCUUCCUAUCAACAAACUCAGCAUGGCUAUCAGGCGGCACCGAGCAAUUAUAUGACCACGCACCCUGCCUCAUCUUCACCUUAUGCAAUGACUGGCAUGGUACCAUCGAGUACACACUACGCAGCAAAUAAUUCUACCGCUGCACCAUCACAACCUUAUCCCCCAAACCCUGCUGUCAGUCCAUACAAUCAACAAAGACAUAUGCAUCCACCACAAGAAUACCCCGUGCGCCAGCCUCCGGCUCAUUCGCCGAAUCAGAUAUAUCCACCGGCGGUAUCUUCGCGCAGCCCUAUCUUGCCGAAUGCCACGCAGUCAUACGUCAUCGAUGGGCAGAUGGCGCCAACGGUGCAAUACCCAGCAUCCCCAACACGACCAUUCUCCUGCGACAUGUGUGCUCUGUCGUUUAACCGGCAACAUGAUUUGAAGCGACACAGAGAUACACACUCGGGAGAGAAACCGUUCUUGUGCAACGGAGGCUGUGGAAAGACAUUCACAAGGAAAGAUGCACUGAAAAGGCACCAGCUCGUGAAACAUUGUGGAUAUGACGAAGAUGCGCGUUGAAAUGACACUGUUUCGGCACUUUCAAUCACCAAUCGCUCGAAUGCAAUUUACUUCACAUAUUAAUCAUAUAUUCGACAUCGAUGCAGGAGAAUUUGUACUGAAAGGAGUUCUGCAUAGUGAAACUGCAAUGUAACAUGUUAACAUAUUUAUGCAUCUG
This is a messenger RNA of Suillus paluster, 1225 nucleotides long. RefSeq lists its product as uncharacterized. Bases 343 to 1068 code for a protein of 241 amino acids. Gene Ontology annotation, molecular function: DNA-binding transcription factor activity; RNA polymerase II cis-regulatory region sequence-specific DNA binding. The record is from RefSeq and is a predicted model, not a curated record. Gene Ontology annotation, biological process: regulation of transcription by RNA polymerase II. The transcript has 3 exons. Lineage: Eukaryota; Fungi; Basidiomycota; Agaricomycetes; Boletales; Suillaceae.